Molecule: messenger RNA, 4204 nt
Organism: Lonchura striata (white-rumped munia)
Lineage: Eukaryota; Metazoa; Chordata; Aves; Passeriformes; Estrildidae
Source: RefSeq, a predicted model, not a curated record
UUCUGCGCGGAAAGCGGGCUGAAGAAGAGAGGUUCAGCGGGGAAAAGCCGCAGGUCUCCAUGGGGCACUUGGCUCCAGCUGGCCGCAGGGGUGCCGGCGGUGCUGCUGCAGGAUCGCGCUGCGCUGUCCCUGUCGGCACACUCGCCAUAAACCCGCUGCCCGGCCAGGGAGCCGAUAACAGCGGGGCUGAAGUCCAACGCCGGCAGCUCCUGGGGGGCACAUUCCAGCCCGGGGCUCACAGUGUGGCCUCUUGCAGCUGUUUUACCGUCGCGGUGACCGGCAUGGCUGAAGGCGGGCAGGCGAUGCUGGCCCUCCUGGUGCUGCUGAUCAGAGCCGUCCUCCCCAGUGGAUCCGUGGUCGUCAACAGCUGCGGCAGCGUGACUGAGCAGCUCUGCAACUUUGUCUGUGACUGCAGCGACUGCUCAGAUGAGAACCAGUGUGGGUAUCUACGGGGCUCAGCAGUGCUGGGCAUCCCCUUCACCUGUGACUUUGAGGACAGUGACUGUGGCUGGCAGGACGUGGGCACCUCGAUGUAUGGAUGGGUGCGAGGCCGGGCCAGCCUGGCCACAUGGGGCAUGUGGCCUCAUUCAGACCACACCAUAGGCACGGACCUGGGUUGGUUCUUGGUGACCAUGUCUCCCCCAGCAAAGACCACAGCCACAGCCUGGCUCAGGUCACCGGAGAUGCGGGAAGCAGCUGCCACAUGUGAGAUCAGAACCUGGUAUCACCUCUCAGGGAGCUGUGAGAGCAUCCAAGGGCUGAACCAGACAGAGCGGCCGGUGCUGCGCCUGGCUGUAGCACACAAGGAUGAGGUGGUGGAGCUUUGGCAGAGCCCUGAGCGCAGCAGUGAGGGCUGGCACCAGCUGGUUGCCUACCCCGGCCGCAUCAUGGAGCAUUUCCAGCUCAUCUUCUCCCUGACGCAACCACCCACCUGUGGGGCAGAGGUGGCACUUGAUGACAUCAUGUUCAGGAACUGUGGCUUACCAGAGGUCGGGCAGCAGGCCUGUGGGGCCCAGGCGAGCCGCUGCCACCGUGGCUCCUGCCUGGAGCAGCAGCGUUUCUGUGACGGCACCGACGACUGCGGGGACGGCUCGGACGAGGGCACGGCGCAGUGCAAGAACUUCACCCACUGCUCCUUUGAGUAUGAUCUCUGUGACUGGGAGGCAGCGGCUGGGCCACCAGUGUGGGGCAGGAACACGAGCCUGAACCUGGGCAUCUCCUACAGCAUUCCCACUCGAGACCACAGCAACAACAGCAGGGCUGGUUUUUUCCUCCAUGUGAGCAGUGACCCCACUGGUGGCACAGCUCAGCUCAGCAGCCCCACCUUCCAAGCCACCAGCUCCUGUUCUCUCGUGCUGUACUGCCACCUCCAUGGCUCAGCCACCAGCAACCUCAGCAUCUCCUAUUUGACCAACUCUACCAAGCACCUGAUGAGGGAAAGGACAGGAGACCUGGGCAACUUCUGGGUCCGGGAGAGAGUGGACUUCAAUGUGACAGAUGCCUUCAAGGUGCUGAUCGAGGGGGUGGCUGGCAGCGGGGGGACCGUGGCUAUCGAUGACCUGAUCCUGUCUCAGGGCUGUGUGAAGGAGAAGGAGAAACUUCUGGUCACACUGCCAAGCCAGGCAGGUGCCAGCCCCUGUGCAGCAGACGAGGUGGCCUGUGACAGUGGGGACUGCAUUGCCGCAGAGCUGGCCUGUGACUUCGCUGACACGUGCGCUGAUGGCUCCGACGAGAAGCACUGUGGGACAACAACCUUCGAGUCAGGGGCUGGGGGCUGGCACGACGUCAGUGUGGGGCGGCUGCGCUGGGGUCUGCAGAAGGUCACUGAAUCUGACAUCUUCCUCAUAGGGACUUUCCUGGCCCUCCAGACAGGAGAAGGACAGAUGGUGGGUCCUGCGAAGGCACGAUCGCCUCCUCUGGGCCCCUCUGGCCCUGCCUGCACCAUGGAGAUGAGCUACCACAUCCACAGUGACCCCCAAGGCUUCCUUGCCAUCAGUGUCGCAGAUCACACCACUGGCACCUCCCAACUGGUCUGGCAGACACAAGGUCGUGGCAGAACAACUGGGGGUCAUGUCCGUGUCCCUCUGGGAGAGAGAAGCCGGCCCUUUCAGGUCGAGCUGCUGGCACUGGUAGAUCUCCAGGGCUCAGCGAGUGUCAGUGUUGACAACGUGACAUUCAAGCAAUGCUACCUUGAUGUGGUGUCACCCACAGCUGCGGAGCUGUCCUGCAACUUUGAGAGGGGCAUGUGUGGAUGGUACCAGGAUUUAUCCAGUGACUUCAAAUGGGUCCACAGCACAGGGCAGGGACAGGGCUCCGACCACACCACUGGGUCAGGCUACUUCUUGUCUGUGGACUCCUCUGUGCCAUGGAGCCAUGGGCAGCGGGCCCAGCUCCUCACUUCCCGCCAGGAGCCAGCUACGGCCCCACACUGUCUCUCCUUCUGGUACCGCCUGGCCGGCCCACAAAUUGGUACCCUGAACCUCAAGCUGUGGCCAGAGGGAGGGGAGGAGGUGAUGCUGUGGACCCGCCGAGGAACCCAGGGCAGCCUCUGGCACCGAGCAUGGGCAACACUUCCCUCCACGGGCCAGCAGCGGUACCAGGUGAUGACCAGGCCCCCCGUGCCCCUGGCACCAGCAAGACACAGGGUGUCUGACACCACUGCCUGGGGGCAGGUGGCUUUCGAGGUGCUGCAUGACGGUUUCCUGGGGGACGUGGGGCUGGACGACAUCACACACACAGCGGGACCCUGUGGGGCCAAGCUCUCCUGCUCCUUCGAGGUGGAGAGCUGUGGGCUGACAGCCAGUGGAGAGGGCACCUGGCAGCGCCAGAGCAACGGCACUGGCACCACCGCUGGCCCUGUGGCCGACCAUACCACCGGCACCUCAGCAGGCCAUUACAUGGUGGUGAACACGGGCAGGGUCUCCCUGCCUGCUGGGCACACAGCUGCCCUCACCUCCCAGCCCUACCAGCCCUCCGUGUCUGUCCAGUGCCUGGCUUUCUGGUACCAGCUGAGCGCUGGAACCCCAGGCUCCCUCAGGGUGUUUGUGGAGCAGAGCAGAGUGAGGAGGAAGGUUCUGAGCAUGAGCACCAUGGAAGGGAGCAACUGGCACCGCAGCCAUGUCACUGUCCAGCCCAAUGGUGAAUGGCAGGUGGUGUUUGAGGCAGUGGGAGCUGGGGGUGAUCACGGAUACAUCGCACUGGAUGACCUGCACGUGUCAGAGGGAGCCUGUCCCAAGCCAGCAUCCUGUGACUUCGAGCAGGACACUUGUGGCUGGAGCAGCCCCUCAGACCCCCGCUUGCACAGCUUUGCCUGGGGCUGGAAGAGUGGGAUCACCCUGGCCAAGUACCCUGGCCCUGAGCAGGAUCACACCCUGGGUACAAGGAAUGGUCACUACAUGCACUUCGACACCAGCGUGUUGGGUGCCAGGGGCACCAGUGCCCUGCUGGAGAGCCCACCCCUGCCUGCAGCCACCGACUCCUGCCUGCGCUUCUGGUACCACAUGGACAUCCCGGAGCACCUCUGCAGUGGGGAGUUGCGGGUGACGCUGCAGGGCGCAGCGGGGCAGCGCACGGUGUGGAGCGUGGCGGGGCACCGCAGCCGGGGCUGGCAGGGCGCCGUGGUGCCGGUGCAGAGCCCCACUGAGUUCCAGAUCAGCUUUGAGAUCACCACACGGAGGUGGCCGAUGGAGGGGACAGUGGCACUGGAUGACAUCAUGUACAGCACCAGGGUGGGCUGCCAUUCCAGUCCAGAGAGUCCAGUGGAAGAGAAGCCCUCCGGCAGUUUUGGCAGUUUCGUGGCGGAGGUGGUGCUAGGUGUGCUCCUGGCCCUUGUCAUCGUGGCGCUGAUGGCUGCUUGGGGCUGGUACUGGCUGAAACAGCGAAGGCUGGCAAGCAGGACACCGAUAGAGAGCAACAGUUCCCAGGGCUUCGACAACAUCACCUUCCGAGAUGACAAGGUCAUUAUAUCUCCAAGGGAGGGGGAUCAGUCUUGAAAUUAGCAGCCAGCAGCAGGAAUUGCCUACUCCCCCCAGGGCAGACCACCCCUCGACAGGAACCCACACUCCAUCAGCUGCCUGCUCUCUGCCCCCGGCACGGGGGAAGCUGGCGACCUGGGGAGCCUGCCCUGCCCAGGGACACGCCACUGUCAUCGCUACCUCCAGUGUUUCUGUUGUUUGUAACAUGAACUUUUUGCUUCCAAAACACA